AGCAUGGCUAAAAUUAAGAAGGUAAAGGAUGUGAAACCGAGAGUACCUGUUAUUAUUUCACAAAUUGAUCCUGAGGCGAAUUCAAAGGCAAUUGUAAUCAGUCAUAUUCCCUUUGGGUUCUUUGAGAAGGAAUUGUUGAGUUACUUUUCGCAGUUUGGCAAAGUAGAUCGAGUACGGGUUGCGCGAAACAAGAAAGCAAGUUUUUUAAUCCUUAUUUCUACUUUUUGCUUUACUGGAUUUACUGGAAAUCAUAAAGGAUGGGCUUUCGUCCUGUUCAAAGAUUGUGAAGUAGCACAGUUAGCAGCUGAAGCUAUGAAUGGCUACUUGAUGUAUGAAAAGCGACUCGAAUGCAAAGUAAUAAAAAACAAAAAUUUUCCACGCUGUUUGCUGAAAGGACCACGACUAAUUCCUCCACCUGUUAAAGGUGCACGCACAAAACAGCAUGCUCUAAAAAUGAAUAAAGUUCAAAGUGAAUGCUGUGAAAAAAAGUCAGAAAAACGAAUGUUGAGGAAAUUGAGAGUGAGAAAGAAAAAAUUAUCUGCGCUUGGUUAUCAAUUGCCAACUGUUGCUGGUCUACCGAAAGAAAAACUAAUGACGCCAACACCUGCCAAGGAAAUAGAUACGUUGCGAGUUACAGAAGUGAAAUCAGAAAAUAUAAAAGAAAAUGUAAUGAGCAAGCCAUCAACGCAGUAA
Thelazia callipaeda (thelaziosis nematode) is the source of this 693-nucleotide messenger RNA. Lineage: Eukaryota; Metazoa; Nematoda; Chromadorea; Rhabditida; Thelaziidae. The record is from the annotation of a GenBank genome assembly.